CGCGCUCGCGCCGCGCCUCGAGGGAGGCUUGGGGCUGCCGCGCCCCCGCCCUCGGCCGGGAGCCCCUGAUUGGGUCCUCCCCAGUCUGCCGGCUCCAGCCCGCACCCUCCCCGGAAGGUAGCGGAGUCCAGCGCCUGCCUGCUUAGUUCUCGCCAGAUAUUUAAAGCCGGCAAGUUUUGUUCUUGAGACCACCGACCUGAGCUCCCAUACCAGGCAGUGAGCCGACCUCCGAUUUGAGGGUUUAAGGAGCUGUGCUAGAACUUGGUCCAGAUUCCAGACUGCACCGGAACAUUUGCUUACUCCGUUAGGUGGUCUACACUGGACACAUCUCUGAAGCUUUCUCUGCAUCCUGUGUGUGGCCUACUGCACAGUAUGUUGUAAACUAAUACUCGUUGAGUUAAUUAAAUGUAGGCAUUACCUACUUUCAGGGCUGCUCAGCAUAAUGCCUGGAAUAGAUAGGUCCCGGUUCACUUCCACAAAAAGAAGUACAUGGAAUGACCACAUGAGGCCAGUCACCUAACUUAAUAAUGUGAAAAAAUGUGGAAAAAUGUUGAUGUGCCAGUGUUCGCAUUCUACAGUGUGUUCCAUUCUUUUACAAUCUCAGAAAAAAUGGCAUUGAAAGAAAGUAUUUUGUGAAACAAGAAGUUCCUGCUUUCUUAAUGACGAACAUGUAUUAAGAUGGACAUCUGCUCUACAAGAUACAGAGUUCUCUGGUCUCGAAGAAGCAAGCACCCAUUUAGAACCAUUCCUUAAUAAAAACAGACCUGAAUGGAUGUCAGAAUGUUUGUUAGUGGCAGAAGAGUAAAAAAAAGGCAGUUUGUUCAGUUAUUUGCCACUUGUUUUAUACUAAGCCUCAUGGUUUUUUGGGGACCAAUUGAUAAUCAUAUUGUGAGCCAUAUGAAGUCCUAUUCCUACAGAUACCUCAUCAAUAGCUAUGACUUUGUGAGUGAUAACCUGUCUCUUAAACACAGCACAGACGGGACUACUCACUACCAGUACUUGAUUAACCAUAAGGAGAAGUGUCAAGCACAAGACAUCCUCCUUUUACUGUUUGUAAAGACUGCUCCUGAAAACUGUGAUCGACGUUCUGCAAUUAGAAAAACAUGGGGCAACGAGAAGUACGUUCGGUCUCAACUUAAUGCCAACAUCAAAACUCUGUUUGUUUUAGGAACACCUUCUAACCCACUGACAAGAAAAGCAUUGCAAAGAAAACUGGUUUGGGAAGAUCAAAUGUACAAUGAUAUAAUUCAGCAAGACUUUGCCGAUUCUUUCUAUAACCUUACUCUUAAAUUACUUCUGCAGUUCAGUUGGGCAAAUAGCUUUUGUCCACAUGCCAAAUUCCUUAUGACUGCUGAUGAUGACAUUUUUAUUCAUAUGCCAAAUCUUAUUGAAUACCUUCAAAGUUUAGAAAAAAUUGGUGUUCAGGACUUUUGGAUUGGUCGGGUUCACCGUGGUGCUCCUCCCGUUAGAGACAAACGCAGCAAGUACUAUGUCCCCUAUGAAAUGUACCCGUGGCCGGCUUACCCUGACUAUACUGCUGGAGCCGCUUACGUGAUCUCUGGUGACGUAGCCGCCAAAGUCCAUGAGGCAUCACAGACACUUAAGUCUAGUCUUUACAUAGAUGAUGUGUUCAUGGGCAUCUGUGCCAAUAAAAUGGGGAUCAUACCACAAUACCAUGUGUUUUUCUCUGGAGAAGGGAAAACUCCUUAUCAUCCCUGCAUCUACGAUAAAAUGAUGACAUCUCAUGGACACGUACAAGACCUGCAGGACCUUUGGAGGGAAGCCACAGACCCUAGAGUAAAAAUGAUUUCGAAAGGUUUUUUUGGUCAAAUAUAUUGCAGGAUAAUUAAGAUAAUUCUCCUUUGCAAACUGACCUAUGUGGACACGUAUCCUUGCAGGGCUGCCUUUGUCUAACAGUACUUGAAUGUUGUGUGUUUUCACUGUCACUGAGCCAAACCUGGAUGAAAAACCUUUAGAUAUUUGUUGAUACCUUAGGUGAAAUGAAUAUGAAAAAAACAAAGAAAUAUCUUGAAAACUCA
Suricata suricatta (meerkat) is the source of this 2039-nucleotide messenger RNA. It is a transcript of the gene B3GNT5, whose product is annotated as UDP-GlcNAc:betaGal beta-1,3-N-acetylglucosaminyltransferase 5. NCBI's taxonomy places the organism in Eukaryota, Metazoa, Chordata, Mammalia, Carnivora, Herpestidae. The record is from RefSeq and is a predicted model, not a curated record. Gene Ontology annotation, cellular component: membrane. The coding region runs from base 769 to 1914 and encodes 381 amino acids. Gene Ontology annotation, biological process: brain development. The transcript is spliced from 3 exons.